GAGAAUCCAGGCGGGGGUAAAAAGAGGGAGCCGCGCUUGAACCUGACCCUGCUUCUGCACCGCGGCAUACAAACACCAAGUCAUUUUGGACUCUCCCACCUCUUGGCGCCCCAACGAGAGUUCGAUAGACGCUCAGAUAGACAGUCGCAAAAGAACGCCCAAGCACGCGGAACCGAAGGUGGCGAAAGGAGCAGAUCCACCCUUCCCUCUCAGCGCGGCAGGGUAGAAGACGAAAGAGGACCACAGAACGCUUACACACAGCAGAUAUCAUGGGGUUCAGGACACUCGGCGUACUCCUGGCGACGCUGUGCGUGAUGACGUCAGCGCUCGUCUCGGCGAACGACAUGGCGACGAACAGCAGCGCGAGCACCAGUAUCGCCUCGAGCGGCAGCGGCAGCGAGACUGUGGCGCAGCUGCUGGCAGAGGUGCAGGCCGCCGUGGCGGACGAUCCCGCGCUCGCCAACAUGUUUGACAUCUCGAGUGCCAGCCAGAUGAGCGAGGAGGAGCUCAGGACGCUGCUGCAGGACAUCCUUGACGUCAGUUUGAGCAGCAGCUCCGGCUCCAGCUCGAACAGCUCCAGUUCCAGUUCGACGGCUUCUGCGUCGGCAGAAUCCACCCAAAGCGCGUCAGCAGCUGGCUCGACGGUAUCUAGCGCUGCGACGGUCACGCUAUCGACGGCAUUCGCGGUCCUGGUAGCGGUGGCUGCACUUGGUGCUACAUUGUAGGCAAGCAGCAUGACAGGGAAUUGCGGGGUCGGGAAAGGGGCGAUCAGGCAGAGGAAAUUUUGCUGACAAGCACUACAGCCGGCGACCUAGUCCGACUGAUAUUUUAUUCAUCGACACACAACACAAGACAGCUCAUCGUAACCGUGAGAAGUGGGAAAAGCUCGUUCGGGCCUCUAAUGACAUUUUAACUUUGUAUUUCUUCGAACUGCUUGAUGGAGAUAUUGUGUAGGUGCCUUUGUGAGUACUAAAGACCAUGAAUCAUACGUGGGUGCUUCUGUUAAAGUCGUGGAUCAAGCCGGUUAAGGUUUUCGUGUAUCCUGCGGCUUAAGGACGCCCUGAAAUUGCGCACACAAAAGUUAAAAAGUGAAAGUUUGUUUUGUCAGCCUUAGCUAAUUGGUAGCCCUCUUACACUAACCAUGGCGUCGAUGUACCACAGUAGUACACAACGAUACGUCUUUGCCGUUAUUCUUCGACCGUACGUGACCUAGCACUAAGGGUAGUCGAUCAUUGGGAUGCAGCGACAGGAAAGGAAUACUUAUGUAAAAUGAAGUUCUAGGUGCGCUCGUUUUGGUCUGGGAGGACGUGGCUUCACCAUUGGUGACUAGAGCGUAGGGUUGAAGAGG
Phytophthora nicotianae INRA-310 is the source of this 1348-nucleotide messenger RNA. RefSeq lists its product as hypothetical. Bases 270 to 725 code for a protein of 151 amino acids. The record is from RefSeq and is a predicted model, not a curated record. The transcript has a single exon. NCBI's taxonomy places the organism in Eukaryota, Oomycota, Peronosporomycetes, Peronosporales, Peronosporaceae.